AACCAAAGAUAAGUGAAAUAAUUGUAUUACAUGACACUAAAGUACUCAAUCAGUUCAGUAAACUCGGUAACAGUCCAUUUUCUGAAGACUAAAUUCUGUAUAGACAUUACUCUGUGUAGAUACAAGCCUAGUUUGAGAUAAUUACUUUUAACUAUUAAAGUGAAAUUUAAUUUUAUUUUUUAAACAAGGUUUAAUAGCAUAAAAUACCACACACAUGAAAAAGCACAUUUAGAAUGAUGUGAGAUCAGUUUUGGCCUAUUAUUUCAAAGAUUCCUUUCUAUUCAGAAAUUUUAUAAUUGUUGAUAAAAAUUUCUAAUUGUUAUUAUAACAAUAUAAUUUUAAAAAGUUGUUCUUUAAUUAGGCUUAAUUUUAGUGUAAUACAAAGAAAGCUCUCUUAGUUGCUUGUUCAUUUUAGCUUUUCCCAGUGCAGUUUCAAAUGUUUAAAAAGAAAUGCUAAUAUACUACAUUGUUCAGAGUGCAGUCAUACUUCAUAAGUUGAACUAUAAAAUAGUAUUUGAAUUCCAUGUUUGAUUUUAUGCUAUUUCAUAAACUGGUUUGUUAUUUAUGGAUAAUCUGAUUAAUACAUACAAAUCCAUUAAAGAAUUUUUUCAUUAAAGGCUGACAGAUUAAAUAUGCUGCCUAACUGAGAUGACUUUCCCUCCAUGAGGAUACAAUUCUAAAUAGCAUGCCAUGAGAAUAAUUAAUUUGAAAUUUGAACUUGAUACCUAAAAUGACAUUAAACAUCCAAAUGCAUAUUAACCCUCUCAGUCAUAUUCCCAUCUCAGUGAGAAUUUGAAAGGGAUGAACUCAUUCAGGAUUAUACUAAAGCACAAAAACAACUUAGAGAGACAUUGACACAUGAGAAAGCAACCUUUCUUGCUCUGACAAGAGAACAAAAGAUAUUAGAGAAAAAAUUUAAUCAACUUAAUGGAUGAGAAACAACAGCUGCAAAAACACCUAGAAAAGCUAAAGAAUAUGUCUGAAAGUCAACAAAAAUUGUCCAACCAAAUAUUUGAGUUCAAGAAUGACCAUCAAAAGAAUUUGAAGGUAUCUCAAGUAGAUGAUGCAGGGAAGCUAGAGAGGGAGAAACUUGAAGAAUGGGAGAUUAAGUGUGAGUAUGAAAAUGAAGACAUGGCUUCUCAAUUUUUGAUAGUGGAGGACUUCAAAAAAACUUGUAAGGAAGCAGUCAGAAAGAAAGUUGAGCUAAGUUUAGAAAUCUCUAGACUUCUGAAUAAGAUGAAGGAAUUACAGUAUGGAAUGCUUAGCAAGCCUCAGAGUGGCUGCCAAGUAGAAGCAAAUGAAAAUGCCAACAUGGCUAGUGACAUGUCACUGCUUCAGCAAAGUACACAACUUUUGGAAGAAAAUGGUGAUAUUGUUAUAAAUCUGCAAUGGGCUCAUGAGAGGGCAGUAAAAGAUAAUGUCAAAAUGGCUGCUGAAAUCAUUAGGUUAUAUUAGAGACUACAAGAAUUAGAUCCAAAGUCAGUGACAGUUUCUUUAGAGGAAUCAAAUGAAUUAUUCAGAUCUUCAGUGGAACAAAUAGAGACACUGUCAUCACAAAAGAGAAUAAUACAAGGAGAAGACAUUAUUACCAUAUUCUGUAUAAAUCACAAGAUGAUAAUGUUCAAAAAAUGGGAAGGAUAGAAAUAAAUUCUUUUCAGAUGCAGGAAAUCUAUAGGAUCAUUAGAAAGUUUUUCUGAGUUUGAGAAUUAUGAAGUAACAAA
Sarcophilus harrisii (Tasmanian devil) is the source of this 1721-nucleotide messenger RNA. Its product is annotated as ninein-like. NCBI's taxonomy places the organism in Eukaryota, Metazoa, Chordata, Mammalia, Dasyuromorphia, Dasyuridae. The transcript has a single exon. The coding region runs from base 928 to 1455 and encodes 175 amino acids. The record is from RefSeq and is a predicted model, not a curated record.